GGAUUAAUACUCGUUGCAUUUGGAAAUGGUGGAAUCAAACCGUGUGUAUCAUCCUUUGCUGGUGAUCAAUUUUUGUUAUUCUUAUUCGGAAAAUCUUGGUAUACAAUGGGUCCUCCAUCUGAAAACAUUUUAGUUCGAGUGGUCAAAUGUAUUGUG
This is a messenger RNA of Sitodiplosis mosellana (orange wheat blossom midge), 156 nucleotides long. RefSeq names its product peptide transporter family 1-like. Gene Ontology annotation, molecular function: transmembrane transporter activity. The record is from RefSeq and is a predicted model, not a curated record. Gene Ontology annotation, cellular component: membrane. NCBI's taxonomy places the organism in Eukaryota, Metazoa, Arthropoda, Insecta, Diptera, Cecidomyiidae. The transcript has 2 exons. The annotation marks the transcript as partial. Gene Ontology annotation, biological process: transmembrane transport.